AUGGAAUAUUCAGCUUGUCUUGCAAAUUUAGAGAACCUAUUUGAUCAAGAAAAACGACAGAAGAGAGUCCGUGAUUAUUUUCGAGAAGGUCGCCAUAAUUUUCAGCCUGAAGAUCGUAAGAUUGUGGUCAACUGGAUGAUAGCAUGUGUAAAUCAUUUCGAAGGUAUUAUGGAUGUCGUACACUUAUCAGUUGCAUUAUUUGACUUAUUCUUGUCUUCUGAAAAGGCACCGACGUUAUCAUGCGAAAAAAUGCAAUGUGUUGGAGCUAUAUGUCUUAAAAUUGCUUUUGAUACGAUAGAAAAUAUUAAGACACGUGAGGGUUUUGCAAUUGUUGCUAUGACUUCCAGAGUCGACCCAGAGUCUUCUUUAGCUGAGCUUCGUAGAAUGUAUCUUUUGGUUCUUAACCGUUUCAGAGGUAAAACAUUUUUUGUUACUCCUUAUGUCUUCCUUUCGUAUUUCCAUGUUAUUCUCAGAUUGGAACCCUAUCACGAUUUGUAUAGUAUGACCAACUAUAUAUUGGAACUAGCGCUAUAUGAUGAGAUUGUUAGCGUAAAAUUUGGCUAUAAACCAAAUCUUGUAGCGGCAACGGCUAUUUAUACGGGAAUAGUUGUCCUUGGCUCCCACACCGGAUGGCUUGAUGACUUGUCAGAUCUGACAGGGUAUAAUGGAAAGGAGAGAGAAAUAGUAGAUGUUCAUGAACAGAUGAAGCAGUUAUUAAGAAUAUCUCACUUUGAACCAAGGGAACAUUCAACAAAGGCAAGAUACUAUGUGUAA
This is a messenger RNA of Octopus bimaculoides (California two-spot octopus), 774 nucleotides long. RefSeq lists its product as uncharacterized. Gene Ontology annotation, biological process: mitotic cell cycle phase transition. Gene Ontology annotation, molecular function: cyclin-dependent protein serine/threonine kinase regulator activity. NCBI's taxonomy places the organism in Eukaryota, Metazoa, Mollusca, Cephalopoda, Octopoda, Octopodidae. The record is from RefSeq and is a predicted model, not a curated record.